AUCUUUCUCCUUCCCUUGGCUUUUCUUCUUCUCCGUAGCAGCUGCAGCUUCACCUGCCGCCGGUUUACUGCUUCAUCGCCCUCGCUUACUGUGAAUAUUUUGUGAGUCCCUUCCGCCUGGUCACGAAACGGUGGUUAUUAUUAUUGUCAAUUAUCAAUCAAAACAAGGGUAGUCUUACAUCAACUCAAAAUUCAAUCUUCCUUUCCGAUGUAUUGGAUUGGAUUGGAUGUUGUGGGAAUUAGGAAAGGAAAUGCCAAUUUUGCUUUUCAGAUUGAUUGUUCUGUUUCCAUUAGAGAACUCUAAUCUAAUCUUUGUACUAAUUGACUAUUUCACUUUGGUUUUAAGAUUUCAGGGAAUUGGGAAGAAUUUGGAAUGGGUGCCAGUAGCGAUCCCAACCCUGAGGCCUCUGACGAGCAGCAGAAACGCUCCGAGAUAUACACCUAUGAAGCCCCCUGGCACAUCUUCGCUAUGAACUGGAGCGUACGCCGUGACAA
Molecule: messenger RNA, 494 nt
Organism: Rubroshorea leprosula
Lineage: Eukaryota; Viridiplantae; Streptophyta; Magnoliopsida; Malvales; Dipterocarpaceae
Source: the annotation of a GenBank genome assembly